Molecule: messenger RNA, 5856 nt
Organism: Schizosaccharomyces cryophilus OY26
Lineage: Eukaryota; Fungi; Ascomycota; Schizosaccharomycetes; Schizosaccharomycetales; Schizosaccharomycetaceae
Product: 1-phosphatidylinositol-3-phosphate 5-kinase Fab1
Exons: 2
Coding region: 1-5856 (1951 amino acids)
Biological process (GO): phosphatidylinositol phosphate biosynthetic process
Cellular component (GO): endosome membrane; fungal-type vacuole membrane
Molecular function (GO): metal ion binding; 1-phosphatidylinositol-3-phosphate 5-kinase activity; ATP binding
Source: RefSeq, a predicted model, not a curated record
AUGCCGUUCGAGCACUCGUCUAUAACCUCCCAAUUCAAAUUACAACCUUCCGCUUUAUCUAAUUAUAAGAGUUUUCUCCAACAUUUGUCUAAGAUUAAUAAAACUUCAUCUUCUCCUCAUCGCCACUCUUCAAUAGCGGAUGAACCGAAGUUGAUCAUCCAUCCUAGUAGCCAAAUGCAGCUUUCAGAUCCUUUGUUGAAUUUGCAAAAUGGAAACUUGUCCCGUGAGUUUUGGAUGAGAGAUGAAAGGACUACUAAGUGCUCUCUUUGCGAGGCGGAAUUUAGCUUCUUUCGCCGAAAGCACCAUUGUCGUAUCUGUGGAAAGAUUUUUUGCUCAAAAUGCCUGACCAAAGUUUCAGGAGAAAUAUAUAAUCUUCCCCGAGAGAUUAAAGUCUGCUUACCAUGUGCUUCUGUCUCAAAAUCGAGUCUUUUAUCCCGUUAUAGUCAUGAGGAAAGAGCGAACCCUUAUAUAGGGAUGAAUAUUCCCAUGCCUUUCCCUUCAUUUCUAGAGGAAAGUUCAAACGACCAUGUUUUAUCGUCUUUUGCGGAAUACAGCAAUCCUUAUGAAAUGCCCGUUGAUGUACGACCUCCUGACAUAACCCCUAUGAUUGCUAUUCCAUCAAGCCGCUCAAGCUAUAAAUCACCAGGAUGGGGUCACCGUUCUAUUUUUGUUGAAUGGAAAAAGCAAAACUUGAGUCCACAGCAAUUCAAUAAACCCAUCUCUCAAUAUUCCCCUCUCAAUGCUUCCAUUCCACGCGAUAUCGGUUCUUCCGUUGUAUCCAUGGAGCGAUCAUCUUCGAACCCUUUACUUCAAAAUGGGACUUAUGGUCAUAUGAGUCCUUUGCUUAACAAAGUGAAAAGGAUGAAACAUUCUCCUGCAGUAAGGUUUUCUACUCCUUCUAUGAAUGGUGAACGAUGUCCUUCUAAGCUUCCAUUGAAUAAUAAUCGUUCUCCUGGAAUAUCGUUUCCAAACUCUCCCCCAAGUGUAAAAAAUGAGCGCUUUCAUCCAACCCAUGAAGAAGAAUUUUAUGUUCAUACCCCGCAAACCGAUACCGAUCUUAAUUCUCCAAAGUUUGAGCUUUAUUCUAAUUUUGAAGACUCUGAUGAUGAAUCUUUAUUUAAUAAUUCAAUGAUUAUUCCGUUUCAUACAAAUUAUAAUUCUUCUGCGAGGCUGCAAUAUCCCAUCGCUAAUUCUACUAAUGUAAACCCUCAUUCUUCCGCGGAUAGUUGUGGCUAUCACUUAAAUCCUUUCAUUUCUUUAUUAAAAUUUAUCCUUCCAUCAUCAUUGUUGCAAUCCGGUCCUCCUUCACCUCCUCAAUGUGUUGCUCAGUUGCUUAGCUCUCAGACGGACAAUGCUAUUUCAUCAGGAGAAGCAUCUCCUCGUUUCCGUGCGCGUUCGAGAAGCUCCUCGCAUUCACCUUCUGUUCCUGCCCCUUGGAUAAUUUUUUUUGACGCUUUCAAUGAUUUAGUGGUAGAGUUUCUAAAAAGGUUACUUCUACAAAUGCUAUUAGACGCUAACGUUGAAGCCCCUUUAAAAUGGGUUUUUUGUUUACCACAAAUUUUACUAAAAACUUCACUGAAUAUGAGCCCUGACAUUCCUGCUGGUGAUGAUAUUGACGUGCGAAGUGGUCAGCCAAAUGAGACUUUUUAUAUCCCUGGAAUUUUGUUUACAAAGAAAGCGUCAUCUAAAUCAAUGGAUCGACCUGUUCAGAAACCUCGCAUAGCUCUUUUGUCUUUUAGUUUGGAUUAUGACUGCAAUGAACAAAGAAUCCUUUCAUUAGAUUCUUUGAUGAAUCAGCAAGAGGAAUAUGUGUAUAACCUUGUAAGUAGGAUAUGUACAUUGAAGCCAACGCUUGUCUUUAUUAAGGAUGAUAUUCCAGCGAUUGCUUUAAAAUAUUUUGAAGAACACGGUGUUGUCGCGAUUUGUGGAAUAAAAGAAACCGUUAUGUACGAUAUAGCUAGAUGUUGUCAUGCAGACAUAAUAUCUUCUAUUGACAAACUCUCUCUUCGUCCUCGUUUAGGGACUUGUGGGCAAUUUCAACUUCGUAGCUAUGUCAUUGAUGAGAAAACAGGUAUAAGGAAGACUUUUGCUAUUCUGGAUCAUUGCUCAGAACGUUUGGGAUGCACUGUAGUCUUAAGGGGAGGGUCUUAUGAAGAAUUGACAAAAGUAAAACGAAUCGUCGAAAUUUCAUUGCUUGCUACUUACCACCUUAAGUUAGAGUCAUGUAUGCUAAGAGACAAGUUUGUGAAUAUGACUGAGCUUCUUAGUUCAGCUCACAAUAUGAUGACCCCUAUAGAGGAUUUCAUGGAAAAGCUAGGUGUAUGCAAUUCCGAACCUUCUCAUAGCAAACAGUUAGAAGAUCAAGGGGCAGAAAACUACUCCCAUCAUAACUGCUUGGACUCUGACACUACUAACGCUACUAUUGAUUUCUCUUUUAACCGCGAUUUUGAUUCUCAUUCGGACAUUGAGGUGAACUUUCCUGCGGUUGAUGAUUAUGCUUCCAUUAAAAGCGCUUUACUGGAACGAAUAACAACGUUUUCCCCUUUUAUAAAAAGACCUUUACCACGGUUACUAGGCCGAGUUUACCAUCUUCAGACACUUGAAAACAUUUAUUUAACUAAACUGAAUUCUGAUUAUCCUAAUUCUUAUCUUUUGAAUUUUAUGAACGAAUUUUUGGGUACACUUCAUCAUGGUGAUGACUGUCAACUAGCAUACAACCUAUUGUGUACACAUGAAAGAUUGACUUUUCUUCAAAAACAAUGGGAACUAUAUUAUUCUCGCUCUCAACAACUCUUUUCUCCGCUUUCUAAUCAGAGGAUGGUGGUAUUAUAUUCCAUUAUUAAUAAAGAAACAUCCGUGCCCUGUAUUGGCCCCGAGAGGUGUUUGCUUGAGUUUUAUCGUGAAUCGGAUUGCACUUUGGGGCAGUUUAUUGAAAGUACUUGUCUAAACACGAAUGUUAGUUGCGGUGGGGAAUAUUGUCCUACGAAAGACAUGCUGUCACAUUAUAAGAGUUACGUGCAUGGAAACGGGAGAAUAAGUGUGGUACUUGAAGAAUUUACUUGUCCGAUUUCUGGAUUAGAAGAAAAAAUUGUCUUAUGGAAUUAUUGCAGAUCUUGUCAGAGAAAUACGCCAGUAACGGUGAUGUCUGACGAAACAUGGAGAUACUCAUUUGGAAAGUACCUCGAAUUUAUGUUCUAUAACGAUGAUAUUAAAGAUAGGUUCGAUUUUUGCAAUCACAGCAUUAUGCAUGACCAUGUGCAUUAUUUUGGCUAUGUAAACUUGGCUGUGAGAUUUCAAAGAGACCCAAUUGAAAUUUUUGAGCUCUUCGUUCCUCAAGUUAUGCUAUACUAUAAUCCUAUUUUUGUUAAAAAUCAGAAAGAUUGCGAAUACUUUCGGUUGAAAAAACUAAUUGAGAAAUGCCUAUCUUCAGUGACGACCCGAAUAAACCAACUGCGUACUGAUUGGGUUACUGAUCCUGCUAAAUUACAAUCAUGUGAAGAAGAAAUAGCAAGUUACCGUUUAACGUUAACAAACGAUCAUAAUGAUUUAUAUUCGGAAUUGGAUUCGAUUUAUCAAAACACGUCAAUUAUUGAUUUUUUAUCUAUGAAUUCCGUUUUAAGGAUUUUACAAGGAAGAAUGAUAAAAUGGGAACAACGGUUUACUGAUUACCAACGGCUUUACUUACCUUCUUAUAAGGAGAUAAGUCGGUUAGCGGCUACUCAAAUAAAAAAAGUUUUCUUAGCCCGUUCAGUAUUACAGCAACCGUCUGAUCCUAUGGAAAGCCUGGAUUCUGCAAAAGAUUUGGUUGUUCCACAUGCGGAAAAUCCAUCAUUAGAUGAUGACUCGAAAGAAGAAAAGAAAGAAUUAUCCCAUACCAGAAGUGAAUCGGCUAUUUCAAUUGAUGUAUUCAAAGAUAAUGAAUCUUUAGGGUCCUCAUUGCGUUCAGUUUUUCCAGUUAUGGAAUCGGGUACUGAAAGGAAGUAUAGCGGUAAUUCACCGAAAUCUCCAACCAAACCAGAAAAUACGGAAAGCCAUAGUUUCCCGGUAUCGCCAAGCACCUCAAGAAACAAAACAAGUUGUAGAAGUUCCAGUGAACAAUCACUUUCGGAGUCAUUCGAUAAAAAAAGACACAAUAGUAUUCUUUCCUCUCCGACGUCUAAGGAUUAUCUUUCAGAUGGUCUUAGAAACCCGGUUUCAUCUGCCAUAUCGGCUAGGAUAUCAAGCAUGCAAAGAUCUACUAAACCUAUUACUAGGAAAAUAGCUCCGACAAAGGAUGCUCGUGUAAGCUGUUUAGUAAGACAAUUUGAGGAAUUAAGUCAGCAACUUCAAGAAAAAAGGCGUCGAGAUGAUGAAUUGGUUAGGGCCCGUCGUAAAAGGACGAUGCCAGUUGCACCUUCUAAGCCCGUCGUCGAAGUUUUUAGCGAUUUAUCAAAUGCAUUCGAAGAUGAAGAAGCAUCAGAUGACGAAGCCAAUGAGUUGGAAAAGAAAGAAAUGAAUGAUAUUAGAAAUGUUCCAAAUAGAGAAACAAAGAAUGUGAAGGAAGAUGAGGACACGUCCUAUGAUACCUUUGAAGACAUUUUCGGUGUUUUAUUUAAAAAUGAGCCUGACUUAGGAGAGCGCCAAACACCGGAAAGCUUCGACAAUCGGCAAAAUGUUUCUAAAGAGGAUUUGAGAUCAGAAUUUACAGGCCCUUACAACGACAAAACUUCUUUAUACAAAAUUCUUUCGACUUUUUGGUCGGAAUGGAACUCUCUGAAUCCUUUACCUUUUGAAUUUCCUUUGCAAGCAUCCGAACAUAUCUUCUCUGACUCAAAUGUGGUAAUAAGGGAGGAUGAACCUAGCUCUUUAAUCAGCUUCACUCUCAACUCUCCUGAUUAUAUUAAUAAAAUGGUUGAAAUUGAAAACAAUAUGGAUAAUUUCUUGUUCGAAAGCGCAAGUCAACCGACUUUACAAGACAAAAUCGAAAAUUUGAUGUUAAAGCCUACAGGGACUCAUCUUAAGUAUCAAUUUGAGGAGGGGUCCGCAAAUUUGUCUUGUAAAGUUUUCUUUGCUGAACAAUUUAGUGCUUUAAGGCGUGCAUGUGAUGUCGCAGAUAGUUUCGUUUCUUCUCUUUCAAGAUGUUCCGUUUGGGAAUCUAGUGGAGGGAAGUCCGGAUCUGCCUUUCUUAAGACAUUCGAUGAAAGAUACGUUAUGAAGGUAGUUUCAAGAUUGGAAAGUGAUUCACUUUUGAGCUUUGCUCCUGCUUACUUUGAUUAUAUGUCGAAAGUAGUUUUUCAUGAAUUGCCAACAACACUCACCAAGAUAUUCGGGUUUUAUCAUGUCGAUAUUCGAAACCCUUCCACGGGAAAAGUAUGCAAACUUGAUAUAAUGGUAAUGGAAAAUUUAUUUUAUGACAAAAAACCAUCUAGGAUAUUUGACCUGAAAGGGUCGAUGCGAAAUCGACAUGUACAAUCCACUGGAAAGGUCAACGAAGUUUUACUAGACGAGAAUUUGGUAGAGCUUAUCUAUGAAUCUCCCAUUUUUGUAAGUGAACAGCUGAAAAGUCUGCUACAGUCCUCAUUAUGGAAUGACACUUUAUUCUUAUCUAAAUUAAAUAUAAUGGACUAUUCCUUAGUUGUGGGUAUUGACUAUGAAAAACGUGAGCUAUAUGUCGGUAUAAUUGACUUCAUCCGAACCUACACUUGGGAUAAAAAGCUAGAAAGCUGGGUGAAAGAGAAAGGAUUAGUGGGAAGAGGCCCUGAGCCUACCAUCGUGACGCCAAAACAGUAUAAAAUUAGAUUUAGAAAGGCUAUGGAUUGUUAUAUUCUGGCAUCUCAAGAUUUUGAAGUCGACGGCGGAAAUGAAAAAUAUGACUAG